ACCGGACGUGACGCGCAACGCCACACGCACAACUUCCUGUGCGUGGAAGCUCUCCCGGCAUGCCGCGCGCCGCCCUCUGUUGAUCGACACCGCCCGCGCCGAUCGCCUCCAGGGAGGGAGAUUCACGGCCUCGCUUCGUUCCCACAGACGCCCGGGACUCCGUCGGCUGCUGUUGCCGUGCCUCCCUCUCAACCCCACCCACCUCGCCGUCGAGUGGAUUACGGCGAGCGGAGUGAUUGAGCGCGAGCUCUAUAACAUCAGGCGACUUUGAGGCGUGAGCGCCAGUGAGCGACUGCGCUAUGGAGGAGGACAUCCUCACGACGCUCAAGAUUCUCAUCAUCGGAGAGAGCGGCGUUGGCAAGUCCAGCCUGCUCUUGAGGUUUACAGAUGACACGUUUGACCCCGAGCUGGCUGCGACAAUCGGUGUUGAUUUUAAAGUGAAGACAAUCGCUGUGGAUGGAAACAAAGCAAAGCUCGCUAUUUGGGACACGGCUGGCCAAGAGCGCUUUCGCACCCUGACGCCGAGCUACUACAGAGGAGCGCAGGGCGUGAUUCUCGUGUACGAUGUGACCAAGCGGGACACCUUCUUGAAGCUGGAGAACUGGCUGAGCGAGCUUGAGACGUACACCACACGCAGCGACAUCGUCAAGAUGCUGGUGGGAAACAAAAUUGACAAGGACGGUCGAGUUCUGGACCGGACAGAAGGUCUGAAGUUUGCCAGGAAACAUUCCAUGCUGUUCAUCGAGGCAAGCGCUAAGACGCGAGACGGAGUGCAGUGCGCCUUCGAGGAGCUGGUGGAAAAGAUCAUCCAGACGCCCGGCCUGUGGGAGAGCGAGGGUCAGGGCCAAAGCCGCUCCGGCGUGCAUCUUGCGAAAGACGAAGCGGCACAGGGCGCUGGGAGCUGUGGGGGCUACUGCUCCCUCGCCUGAGCAUCACGCAAAGUCCGUCGUGCCUUCUCGUCCCACGCCCCCAAAGCUCUCCGAACGUACAAAGCACGACGCCAACGGCGGCGGCACGCA
Molecule: messenger RNA, 1019 nt
Organism: Petromyzon marinus (sea lamprey)
Lineage: Eukaryota; Metazoa; Chordata; Hyperoartia; Petromyzontiformes; Petromyzontidae
Gene: RAB18
Product: RAB18, member RAS oncogene family
Molecular function (GO): GTPase activity; GTP binding
Source: RefSeq, a predicted model, not a curated record